AUCAUCUGUGCAGAAUUUGUUUGCCAAGCUCCAAGUUAAGCAAACAGAGUUUUGUAUAGAUGACAUACAACUUGGUCUCACUACUCUUGAAGAAGUCUUCCUGAAUGUUGCGGAAAAAAGCAGCACUAGAGAACCCUCUAAUAGAUGAUGGCAUGAUGAUUUUGACAUUGGAAUCAGGACUUGCAUUGCUGAUAGAAGAUGAUAUUAGGCCAUCAGCACUGGUGGUUAAUGUCUUGGCAAAGCUCUCCCAUAUCAUUUCUGCAUGGGAAAUCAUCCCUAGUCAUGAUAGUAUUGAUGCUGCUUACAAAGAUCCUGAAGUUAGACAAGAGGUCUACGAAAUUGAAGGAGUCAGAUACAAAGAGGAUUUAGUAAUGAAUUCGAGAGGAAUGAAGCUUUUCACGUGUAGAUGGCUGCCUGCGAACCGUGAACCGAAAGCUUUGGUCUUUCUCUGCCAUGGUUACGGCAUGGAGUCCAACAUCUCAAUGAAAGGACCAAAAGGGACUGGAACAAGGCUAGCAAAGGCAGGAUAUGGAGUUUAUGGAAUGGAUUAUGAAGGGCAUGGGAGAUCAUCUGGUCUUCCGGGAUACAUACCUAGCUUCGAAGAUGUUGUUACAGACUGCUCCGACCACUACACAAGAAUCUCCGACAGAAAGGAAAACAUGAAAAAAUCGAGAUUCUUGAUGGGAGAAUCAAUGGGAGGAACAGUGGCGAUUCUAUUGCAUUUGAAGAAGCCCAACUUUUGGGACGGUGCCAUAUUGGUUGCACCCAUGUGCAAGGUGUCAUGCUUGCCUGGUUAGCAUCACACAAAAAUAGAGAGAUCCCAAAUAUUAUCUUUUUUAUGGGUUGUUAG
This is a messenger RNA of Rhododendron vialii, 850 nucleotides long. RefSeq lists its product as uncharacterized. Lineage: Eukaryota; Viridiplantae; Streptophyta; Magnoliopsida; Ericales; Ericaceae. Gene Ontology annotation, molecular function: lipase activity. Bases 105 to 797 code for a protein of 230 amino acids. The record is from RefSeq and is a predicted model, not a curated record. The transcript has 6 exons. Gene Ontology annotation, cellular component: membrane.